AUGGAGCAGAGAAAGGCACGAGACUCACUUUCUUGUGAUCGAUGUCGUCACAAGAAACUGAAAUGCUCGAAAGAGCAUCCAACAUGCAGGAUCUGUGCUCAGAGUGGAUCGUCAUGUCACUACAGCGGCAAAAUAAUCAGAUCGCCCCUGACGAGAGCCUAUCUUACAAGCGUUGAGAAGAGACUGCAAGGGCUUGAGGCUCUUGUCGCCCAACUUCUUCCUGGGGUCAAUAUCGAUGAUGUGCUCAGUUCACCGGAACUGGCACAAACCCCUUCGCUUGUGACAGGGCCAUCCACACCUGACAUUUUACGUCCUUCAGUACUAUCGAGCCCGCAAGGCGACUCAAGUCCAGCUGUUGCAAGUGAUCCAGUCCUCCCGGAAGCCGUCCCUAACAGUGCGGAUGGAUUCAAUUGGCAGGAAGAGGAUGCCAACGUUGAUAGCCUCACCGAUGGCAUGGCCGCGCUCUCUGUUGAGCCUACUGGUGUCGGCUAUCUUGGCUCGACUUCUGGCGUCGUCUUCUUACGCUGCCUACUUGACUGGGCUGGCUUUCUUCAUCAGUCUCAUUCGCAACCACAGGAACGCCCAACUGAACGUUCUACGCUCCUAACUGGUGUGUUGGCAUCUGCACAAAUCUCUCACGCUGCAUUGACAAACCAGCUUGCAUCCACCUUGAUAGAUGCAUACUUUCAGGAGUAUCAUUGUGUCUACCCUUUUGUGCAUGAAGCAACCUUUCGUGCGCAGUAUCACGAGAUAGUGCCACGCCCACCAAAACGGUCUUGGGAUAUGCUCUAUCACACUAUUCUAGCAUUAGGUGCAUGGAGCCUCAACAACGAUCAAGUAGGUCUGGAAGACUAUCUAUACCGUCGCGCGCUCACUCUAGGACAACAUGAGUCCGUGUUUGAGACUGCCAACCUGACAUCGAUUCAAGCCCUGAUCUUGUUAAGUAAUCUGAGUCAAAAGAGAAACGCACCAAACACGGGAUGGAAUCUUCUUGGGCUUGCUGUUCGCAACGCUCUCAGCGUAGCACUGCAUAGAGAGCUACCGCACUGGAACAUCAGCCUGAUGGAACGUGAGAUCCGUCGUAGAGUCUGGUGGGGGUUAUAUAUUUUCGACAGUGGUGCUUCGACGACGUUCGGGAGAGCGAUAAUGCUUCCUGAUCAGGACUCCAUGAACGUGCAUGCCGUCUUAAACGUCAGCGAUGAGGCGCUCACGCCCCAAUCAUCUGAGCUCCCGAUCGAAUCCACAGAACCUACAUUGUACUCUGCGCUGAAAGCACAAAGCGAUCUGCACGUACAUACCAACCACAUCUCAAACAGGCUCCUCGCUGAUCCUGGGCUGUCUGCAGAGGCAGCACUAUCAAUCAGCACUUCCAUGGACGCAUGGUCACAGACGAUGCCUUCCUACUUCCAACUCGACCACCAGUCUCCUUGCCAACAUCGAUAUUACACAUUUGCGAGAUCUAGAUUGUGGUGGAGGGUUUGGAACCUCAAGAUCAUCGUAUUUCGCCACAUACUUCUUCGUCGCGCCAUUUCUGAAAGAGGCCAAAUUCCUGAUCCAGUGGCGCAGGCAAAACAAGAGGAGUGCACACGGUUAUGCAUCGAAGCUGCGAAUGCUACAGUUUCAUCUAUACACCAAUACGCUGUACAAGGUCUGACCAGACUGGAAGGUUGGUAUGCUACGUACUUCCUCUUCCAUGCAGCGCUAGUGAUGAGUUUGUGCAUCAUCAGCUUCCCCAAUUCGAUUGAGUUACCAAAUUGGCACCAAGCUGUCCGUUUGGCUAGAAGCACGUUCCGAGACCAUCUCGUUGAAGAUUCGCUUUCGGCCCGUUGCGUCGCUAUCCUGAACCAAAUCGUUACGAUCGAUGACAUCGAUGCCGGCACGUUUCAAGAUGUCCCACAUCUGGACCGUGACGCGUUGAGCAACUUCCCCUGGUCUAUUGAGUCGAGUGAACUCUUCAAUUCUUUCGACUGGGAUCUGACUUCCAGCGGCUUCUGA
Ascochyta rabiei is the source of this 1995-nucleotide messenger RNA. RefSeq lists its product as uncharacterized. Lineage: Eukaryota; Fungi; Ascomycota; Dothideomycetes; Pleosporales; Didymellaceae. The transcript is spliced from 7 exons. The record is from RefSeq and is a predicted model, not a curated record. Gene Ontology annotation, cellular component: nucleus. Gene Ontology annotation, molecular function: RNA polymerase II cis-regulatory region sequence-specific DNA binding; zinc ion binding; DNA-binding transcription factor activity, RNA polymerase II-specific. The coding region runs from base 1 to 1995 and encodes 664 amino acids. Gene Ontology annotation, biological process: DNA-templated transcription; positive regulation of transcription from RNA polymerase II promoter by galactose.